This is a messenger RNA of Dendrobium catenatum, 158 nucleotides long. Its product is annotated as protein transport protein Sec61 subunit gamma-1-like. Lineage: Eukaryota; Viridiplantae; Streptophyta; Magnoliopsida; Asparagales; Orchidaceae. The annotation marks the transcript as partial. The transcript has a single exon. Gene Ontology annotation, cellular component: Ssh1 translocon complex. The record is from RefSeq and is a predicted model, not a curated record. Gene Ontology annotation, biological process: post-translational protein targeting to membrane, translocation. Gene Ontology annotation, molecular function: transmembrane protein transporter activity.
UUCACGAAGGUGGCUGUGCGGACUGCGAUUGGAUUUGUGGUGAUGGGAUUUGUUGGCUUUUUCGUCAAGCUUAUCUUUAUUCCGAUCAACAACAUCAUUGUUGGAGCAACUUAGGAUAAUUGAUUUCAUCAUAAGGUUGAAUUAAAUCUCAUCUUGUU